Linum trigynum is the source of this 3422-nucleotide messenger RNA. The record is from the annotation of a GenBank genome assembly. Lineage: Eukaryota; Viridiplantae; Streptophyta; Magnoliopsida; Malpighiales; Linaceae.
UCAACUAGUUAGAUUCGAUCUUUCAACUUGUUAGGCUCAAUUAUCCAUUCUAUUAUCAAUAUUUUUCAUUCUUAAACUGUUUUCCCCUACGUUUUAUUGUAAAAAGUAAAAUUUACUGUUAUUUUUUUUUUUUUGAACAACAUGUAAGAGUGGGUCGACCCGCCCCGCCCCGUACCCACGCGGGUUUUACCCGCCCCGAUCCGUAGUAGCGUGGGCCAGGACAUGGGAAUUGAGGUACCCGCCCUGCCCCUACAUGCAAUCCUUGAUUCAGACUGCAAUUUCUUGUGCCGACAAUAAGCCAUCGCCUCAAAGUUCAAGAUCUCCCCCAAUUACUUGAUUCUCUUCUAGAUGGAGAGACUUGGGCAUGUUUUCAGCUUUCUCCAUCAACCAGCCAUCGAUUCCUUCUCCUUCAUCAAAUCAAUUGUCAUCACCAUUGACAGUUUUUGUUCUCCUCUUAUUCUAUGAAUCAAGUUCACGAAUUUCUCACGAAAAUUCGCGCUCCGACAAACAAAAAUUCGCGAAUUUUGUUCUAAUUUUCUUAAAUUCGCGUUUACCCGCUCUAAAGCGUAAGCGCCAACCCCUGAUGGGAAAAUUGUGUGACCUAAAUCCAAUCUUGGGGAAGAAUGUUUUAAGCACACGAACGUGCCACUCAAUCCACUCUUACAUUCUUCUUACGCCUGGAAAAUUAUACCUUAAUAUGGGGUGAUCUUUGUAGGAUGUCAACCAUUGAACCUAGUCAUGCUGCUACUUUCCACGGCCAGAAAUAGGCACGAGUAUGAAAUUUAUUACUUUCACCUCUUACUCUCACAACUACCAUGAAAAUGUUCCAUGAGAAGAGGAUGAUAGUAGCUAUAGUCUUGAAAACAUGGAACCUUAGGCGGUUUCAGGAGUUCCUCACCAACAAAAACCAAGUUCGGCUCGAAAAGCGUGAAAACGACAUGCGAAACGCAAUUGUAGGUAUGUUUGACGACAUAUUUGAAAAAUCUCAUUAUGAAUUCAAGAAUGCCUAUCCAGUAGGAAUGACGAUAAAAUUCGAAUCCACGAGUUCCAAAUUCUCACUCCUCAGUCGUCGCCUUCGACUAGAAGAAGAACCAUCUGGAGCCUCAAAGCAAGGUGAGAGAAUAGUUUGAUCACAAACUAUUGCACCACUAAUCAGGGCUUAGUUUUUAGUUUGCAUUGCUUUUCCAAGUAAAUUUAUGAAUAAAUGGUAUCAUACACUUAUUGUAGUGAAUUUUUCUUCUUUAUUAUAACUAUACUGAUAAGUUUUUCCUUUUUAAUGGUUGUGCCAUUUUUCUUUACUUGCCCUUGAUAAUUAUAAUAUUACAAUAAGGAAUCUGUUGGGCAUAACAAAAAUAUGGUGAGAUUUAGGAGGAUAGAAAAAUGGUAUCGGCUCUGAUACCAAAUUUAUUGGGCACAACGAAAGUAUAUAGUGGAUUUAGGAUCGAGAAUAUUAGAGAAAAUUAUUUCACUCCAAUAUUUUUAAAAGAACAAUAUUACAAUAGGCAAUUUUUACCUUUUACAUUAAGAGUUGCUGCUUUAUAUAUAUUGUCUGCUUCUACCCUUAAAAACUCAACUCUCAUAUUCUCCCACAUAUUUGAAUUAGGCAAGUUUAUUGCCUUAACCCAUUUGAGGAGCUUACUAGCUUUCUGAUCUCUCAUGCUUCUUCCAUGCCUCCAAAUGAGGCCUAUUUAUAGUUCCAUUUUCAUGGCCAUUACAUUACAAAGAUCAAGAUAUUUUCUUGUAGUAAGUUUAGUAUGUGGUUUGAAUUUUUUUCAUUAUUUUAGUUUAAUAAUUGAGGUAGUUGGCUGGAGAUGAUAUUUUGGUGCUGCAUUCUAGAUUGGCCUAGAAUUGCAUAUUAACUUCUCACAGAAUCUCACAAUAUAACCUUUUUUUAUGGUUGUGCCAUUUUUCUUUAUUUUCCGUUGACAUGUCCUUGCCAACUUAUGGAGGAGUGUCAGCGCAUACAACUUGGGGAAGAAGAGGAAGAUGUAAGCUGCAAGUCUAAUAAAGGAAGAAGUUGAGUAUGCAAAAGGGAACUAUCCAUAUCUCCCUUGGUGGAAAGUGACGAAGGUGGACCUUAACUGGGCAAAUUAAAGUAAGAGUCAUCCAAUGGUUCGGUGAUGCAUUAUAGCUCCAAUGCAUUGAGAGAAUGAUUAUAUACAUUAUUCUGCUUCUCAAAUUCAUAUUAAAAAUACUAAAUUUGAUUUUUUUUUAUUUGGGAAACCUAAACUCUUAUUAAUCAAUGGUAGUUGCUACAUCAUCCAUUGCUAACUGAUCAAUCAAAAAAUAUGGUGAACUAUCAAACCACACAACUCUCUCUUCCUAAUUAGUAACCGCUCUAGCCAUGAUAUGGGCUGAACCAUUCGCUUAUCUACAAAUAUGCAUGCACUUACCAACUCCCCGCCUAGUGAGACUUCUCCAAAUGUUCAUGCAAAUCACACCUACUUCUGUAUGGUCCCGGUUCGGGUGCUGCACCUUUGUAAUCAUCUUCAAGCAGUCACUCUCGAGGAUUGGCCUGUCCACUUUCAGGCUCGCCAUCAUUUGCAUACCCAGCUCCCGGCAAGUGCUUCUGCCAUCUCGACGCUGAAGGUUCCCUUCAUCCGCUUUGCUACAGCAAGCACAAACUUCCCGUGAUUGUCCCUUAUCACGACUCCGAUACCGAUGCCCCCCUAACUUAGCAUUGUCGCGGCUGCCCCUUAUCACUAUUAUUCAUGUAAUAAAUUGAAAGACAUCGUACACAUUUAUAGCAAAACCGGAAAAUCUAAUCACUUACCAAUCCAACAAGGACAUGGUAACUUACUCCCAAAGAAACUAGCAUAAUAAUGAAUAUGAUUCCUAAACAAUAACUAAAAUCAAAGUAAACCUAUAUAUAUCAUCCUUAUAAAAAAUCCAAUUUUGUAUAUUUCUUAUUUUAAAAAAUACGUGUCAAUAACAUAACAUCUACAUGGAUGCCACAUUUUCGCCACAUCAUACUCAAACAUAUGUUUCUUUUGAAGACAAUUUUUAAUUAAUAAAAAUCAUUAAAAAGAAAUAUGUUCUAAUCUCAACUAAUGAAAAUAAGUUAGAAUCCCCAUCCUCAGUAACAUGCCAUUCCUCACCGGUGAACAAAAUAAAAUUUAGUUAAAGAGAGCUACUCAUACAUUGACCCUACUUCUAGUCCUAAUUUGCAGAGAAAUUCGUCGGCCUGAUUGACUCGCGUAGAAGAAGAAGGGAAGGAAGAAGUAUUAGGCACAUACGACAGAGCUCCCAAGCCAUCUAGGUAUUGGUGGAUAAUUUGAGAAACUCGAUACACAAGAUUUAUUAAGAAAUGUAAAGUUCAUGAGACAGUCUUGAAAAUAAGAAAGAAGAAAAAUACUAUCGAGGCCAGAACUCGAGGAACCAACAACCAGAUCAUUAACUUAGAAUGAAGCUACAUAGAAUGG